Messenger RNA from Xenopus tropicalis (tropical clawed frog), 772 nucleotides. RefSeq names its product acrosin-binding protein, gene 3 (gene acrbpl.3). Gene Ontology annotation, cellular component: acrosomal vesicle. The record is from RefSeq and is a predicted model, not a curated record. The coding region runs from base 357 to 632 and encodes 91 amino acids. Lineage: Eukaryota; Metazoa; Chordata; Amphibia; Anura; Pipidae. The transcript has 3 exons.
GGGGGGGGGGGGUGAUAGGGAUUAUUAAGGUGGUGUGGAAAUAACAAGGGCACUGCCUGGCAUGGAAGUGUGGCACAGGAGGGGGCACAGUAUACUGCCAUCAUUUACAUUAAUGAACAGAUUGUUGUUUGGGGGGUGGCAGUGAGCCAAGGCACACUGCUCGGGCUCACACAGCUCACUACUGUGGGUGCCAAUAAAUCACAGGGCAAUAAAAAGUAAAACAAACACAUCCAUUGUAUAGUUGACUCACUUUCUAUAUUCUUCCUGCAUAGAUUCCAGUUGUGAAGACUAGAAGGUUCCCUGGAUUUUCUGAAUUCCGGGGCCGUCAUUCUAGCUUCUGGUGCAGUCGUCUGGCUAUGCACGGCUGUCAAGAUUUUAGAGUGGCCAAAUGGCUUGGUGCAGAAUAUGCUGCAUAUCACAGAGGAGACUUACCACAGCAGAUCUGUGACAGUGAAGGAUACAAGUUUCCCAAUUACUGUGCAUUUAAGAGCAAACAGUGUCUGAUGAAGAAAGACUAUCACGAAACGCUGUAUAGGACAGAAUGCUAUCAGACAAAACGAUACAAUGAGCUCAGCCCAGAAGAGGCAGAGGAAGAAGUCCAAAGGUGGAUUGACGAAAGUGAUUUGUCUUAAGGUUCAUCAUGGCAUACCGUACAGUAGCCAAGAUCUGAACCAGAGAAACCAAAUCAAUGAGCUCAGCCCAGAACAGGCAAAAGAAGUACAAUGUUACAAACCUACCUUUGUAACCCCUUGCUCUGAAGAAAAAAAAUCUA